UAACUGUAAAAAGAAAAAAGGCACAAAAUACAUUAGUCAUUCCUUUAUCCAUGGCUUCCAUAAUAAGACCAUUACAUGCAUUUUCUUCUACACUCAAACAAACAAUUCCUUCUUUAGUUCCAUGUAUUAAUUCACACAAAUCAAAUUUAGAUUAUUCAGUUUCUUUCACUUUUUGUUCUUGUUGUUCUUCACAGUUGAGACAAGUUGCUGCCUCUGUAUCAUUCAAUCCUUCUGGGAAUUUUGACCUCUCCCUUUAUGAUGACCAAGAAAAUACAGAAGUGGCACCUCCACCAAUGCCUCCAUCAGAAGGUAGAUAUGAAGUUAUAAUAGAUAAUGGCAUAAUUCAACGUCUUGACUUAUCAACAUUUCAGAAUGCAACUGGAAUAUCUUCACCCUUAUCUGCCAAGCCCAAACAGUAUCUGGAAAGGACAAUUGGCUUUACAAUAAAUUACAAAAGAGAAGACAAAUAUGAUCCAAGGGAAUUAUCAGAAUUUCCAGAUAUAAGACUAUGGUUCGUUCGAUUAGAUGCUACUUAUCCAUGGUUGCCAGUUUUAUUGGAUUGGAGAGCUGGAGAACUUGCACGUUAUGCAGCAAUGUUGGUACCUCAUCAGAUGAGUAUGAAAAUGGGAGUAGUAUUCAAUCCAGAGGCAUUAGAAUUGUUUGUGAUGAAUAAGGUGUUUGUGGUAUAUUCUUGGUUGAAGCAAAAUGAGAUUCCAAUGCCAAGGCUGAAGACAAAAGACAUGGCAAGAAUGCUUGGUUUUGGGAUUGGAGAUGAACUAUUUGACUUGAUUGAUAAACAUCCCAUUGAUCCUUCAUGAAAAUUGAAAUUAGACUUUCACAACAUAUUUUGAAAUUGUUGAAUAUAAAAUGCUUGUUUUGCUAGUAUUAGUUGUGUUGGAUUUAGUUACCCAUUUGCCAUUAUUCUCUUGUUCUAAAUAAUACAAAACCAACGAAUCUUUGUUGGUCCCUUUUCAUUUUCUCA
Molecule: messenger RNA, 982 nt
Organism: Lycium ferocissimum
Lineage: Eukaryota; Viridiplantae; Streptophyta; Magnoliopsida; Solanales; Solanaceae
Product: protein CHLORORESPIRATORY REDUCTION 6, chloroplastic
Exons: 4
Coding region: 51-818 (255 amino acids)
Biological process (GO): NAD(P)H dehydrogenase complex assembly
Cellular component (GO): chloroplast
Source: RefSeq, a predicted model, not a curated record